AUGCUAGGUGAAGGCCAUCCGGUUACACUGGCAGCCAUAAACAAUCUAGCACUCGUCUUUGGUGAGGUGGGUUCCGAGUCGGCGGAACACGGCGAUACUUACAACAAGGAAUUGGCUCAGUUGGAAAGCAAGGCCAAAGACGCGCAAAAGCUAUACAGUGCUUUACAGCGAUCGAAAGUCCGCUUUGCAAAGAAGACAGUGCGAAACGAUAUUGCAGGGCGCAAUACUCUAUGA
This is a messenger RNA of Exophiala oligosperma, 234 nucleotides long. RefSeq lists its product as uncharacterized. The coding region runs from base 1 to 234 and encodes 77 amino acids. The record is from RefSeq and is a predicted model, not a curated record. The transcript has a single exon. NCBI's taxonomy places the organism in Eukaryota, Fungi, Ascomycota, Eurotiomycetes, Chaetothyriales, Herpotrichiellaceae.